Penicillium brevicompactum is the source of this 363-nucleotide messenger RNA. Its product is annotated as DASH complex subunit HSK3 family protein. Lineage: Eukaryota; Fungi; Ascomycota; Eurotiomycetes; Eurotiales; Aspergillaceae. Gene Ontology annotation, biological process: attachment of spindle microtubules to kinetochore. Bases 1 to 363 code for a protein of 120 amino acids. The record is from RefSeq and is a predicted model, not a curated record. Gene Ontology annotation, cellular component: DASH complex. The transcript has 2 exons.
AUGCCACCCCUUCCCAACCACCGCCGCCAAGACUCGAACAACACAACCUACACCCGCGCCUCAAUUCUCCCGGGAAGCAAUUACAACACAACAGCAACCCACACCUUCAAUCCCCCCGCAACCCCCCUCAUACCAAGCCUCAACCCCCUCGCCCAGCUCAACCCCAACCUCGCAGACACAGAGAACCUGCUCCGCAUGACCGCAGUACAGGCAGGCGACAUGCGCUUCUUGGGCGGAUAUGUCGGCGCUCUAUUCAUGGGAUCUGCAAAGGUCCUAGGCGAGGAUGGAGUAAAGGGUUGUGCGGAUAAAAAGGAUACUGAAGAGGGCGAGAAACAAGUUAAAGUUGAGAGCGAGGAGGAUUGA